Phycodurus eques (leafy seadragon) is the source of this 2605-nucleotide messenger RNA. RefSeq names its product UBX domain protein 4 (gene ubxn4). Gene Ontology annotation, molecular function: protein binding. The record is from RefSeq and is a predicted model, not a curated record. Bases 107 to 1669 code for a protein of 520 amino acids. The transcript is spliced from 14 exons. Lineage: Eukaryota; Metazoa; Chordata; Actinopteri; Syngnathiformes; Syngnathidae.
UUCUUCGUCUUCUUCGACGGAGAGAGAGAGCGAGAGAGAGACAACAGAAGCAGCAACCGCAGCUCGAGCGUUAGUUAUUGUAAGAUCGUUAUUGUAAACCUAUAAAAUGAUGAUUUGGUUUGAUGGGUCCAUACCUGAUGCCAUUAAUUUGGCUAAACAGAGGAAUCGUAUCUUUGUCAUCGUCAUUAUAGGUGAAGAUGAACAGUCAACAAACCUGGUGUCCAGCUGGGAGGAUGACAAUGUCUCAGAGAUGGCUAAAAAAUGCUGUGUUGCCAUUAAAGUUGACGCUAAGAGUGAUACCUGUGUGCAGUUCUCACAGAUCUAUCCAGUGGUGUGCAUUCCCUCAAGUUUCUUUAUUGGGGAGAAUGGUAUUCCUUUGGAGGUCGUUGCUGGCAGUGUGUCUGCCGCAGAACUACAGAUUCGAAUCGACAAAGUACAACAGAUGCAUGGACAAAAAAUUGGCCCUGACAUGGUGUCACAAGAGACGUCUGCUACUGUGAUGAUCAGCCCAACACAACCUGCCAUGGCUGCACUCUCAGCUCCUGCAGUGCCCUUCAUAUCACCAGAAGAUGACAUGAGUUCCUCUGCAGUGGAAGACGUAGAACCGAGAGAGCCAACCAAAGCAGCUGGAGGUAGACAGUCAACUAAGACCAUUGCAGCGAGUGGACAUUCAGAUCGUACGAGUUUAUGUUUUACGAGUGAAGAAAACCUGGAUGUGCAAAGAUUUAACAUGGAACCAGAUGAGAGGCAUCAGCAAAAGACAACACUGAAGGAUGAGGAGAUUAAAAAGCCAAAGGAGCAGCAGAAGAUGGCAAAGGAUAUGCACGACUUUAAGAGAGAACAGGAAGAGGAGAAGACCAAGCGACUCCUGGAAGAGAGAAACCGUGAGAAGGUGUUGGAUAAAGUUGCCAGGGAGAGGGUCAAACAACAAAUUGCUAUGGAUCGAGUGGAUAGAGCAGCCAGUUAUUCCAAAUCCUUGGAGGAGAAGGCUCAGCAAGUAAAACUGCAGGCAGAGCUGGAAGCAAUAAAGGGUACCUUUGCGAGGCCAAGGAGUAACAUCACAAGGCUCCAGUUUCGCCUCCCAGAUGGCUCAACCUUCACUAACCAGUUCUCCUCACAUAGCAGACUUCAGGAAGCUCAACAUUUUGUUAUACAGGAAAUUGGAAGCCGCUAUGGCAACCUUUCAAUGGCCACCAUGUUCCCGAGAAGGGAAUUCACCAGUGAAGACCUUAAUAAGACUUUAUUGGAGCUGCAACUUGCUCCAAGUUCAUCCAUUGUACUUCUGCCUUGUGGCACGCCUGCUUCUACAGUUGUCCCGUCCACUAGGGGUGGUACAUGGGCUGUCCUGAACACACUGUUGUACCCUGUUCUCACUAUUUGGCGAUUCCUCUGCUCUUUCAUGUUUCCGAGCCCACCACAAGAAACAUCAAGAGGCUCUCUUCCCUUGUCUCAGUCUUACACUAACUCAGCAACACGCUCUGAUAAAUCAAACAGAUCAAAAGAUGAAUGUGAGACAACCUACCCACUUUUCAAAGAAUCGCUUUCCAGGCCUUUCGAGAAUCGUCCCAAGAACUUCAAGAAAGAUGGUAAAAUCUGCCAGCUCAGGUCUCAAGAGGACAGUGAGGAUGACAACAGCACCUGGAAUGGGAACUCAACACAGCAAAUGUAGCUCUUUAAAAGUAGCUUUUCUUUCUCAUCUGCUCCCAUCCUAAAAUCGCCACCACUACCACCCCAUCUCGGUUGAACAAUAACAACAAUAAUAUUAAUAAUGCAGUCAUUCUAGAUUUUGUUUUGUAUCUUGUGUUAGGUUCACUUGCGUGGCAAAAUCUUAAGUUAAAUGAUGUACUUGGAACCUAACUUUUAUUUUUCACAUUAGAUCAAAAAAGAGACAUUUUUCACUUGCUCAAACUUGCAUUUGUUGCUAACAUAGUGAUAUUCUGCAACCAACUGUAUGUUUCUAUGAAAUUGUCCAUGAAGACUGUGCUUCAUCCAACACUGGGGGAAAAAAAUGCCAAAACUACAGACUGAGUUCUGUUGUUUGUUCAUCACAGCAAUGCCAACACUUGAUGGAUUACAAAGAUGUUUCUCAAGCUUUUUACACCAAGUACCACCUAAAAAAAAAAAUACUGAGCUCCAAGUACCACCGUCAUGAACGACAAAAGUACUAUUUUUGUAAGCCACUGUAAUAUUACAAAUGUGAAUGUUUGACGACAUGCAAAUAUAUUUAACUUAUAAUUACAAGGUUACAAAGUUACUAAUUACAAGUGAUCUGUCCUUAGGCAGUGAUUCUUUCUUGAACCACCAGAGAGCCCGCCGACCACUACUGUAGAGUUACCGUAACACAUGAGAAUCACUGGAUUAGAGAAUCAUUGCACUUUAUAAAAGCAAGAAAUGCUAGAGACACCAGAAACAUACAUAGGCAUGUUUUUUUUUUUUUUCAUAAAAAUUUAACUUUUUGCACAUCCGCUUCAUAGUUCUAAGGUCCAAGGUUCUAAUCUGGCCUUCCUGUGUGGAGUUUGCAAGUUCUCCCCGUGCCUGCAUGGGUAUCCUGUGGGUACUCCAGUUUCCUUCCAUGUUACAAAAAAUAAAACUUUCUGCUUAUAAA